AUGUUACGGAGUACCUUCACCGGUUAUUGGCCUAGACGCAGACUCGCCAUUGUCACGCCUGAGCUUACACGUGACCCUCCCAUCCUCAGUGCCGAGAUCUACGAUCCGGGGCUUCCCCUUCUAAAACGACGCUUCGCUAUAAAGACAAAUGCUGCGCUUGACGAUAUGAGAAAGAGAGCUAAGAGCUCUCAGCCUGAAUCCGCUGAACCCCCAAAGCGCCCAAGAGGACGGCCACGUCUGGAAACGAAGGAUGAGACUGCUGCUGAGCGACGACGCACACAAAUACGGCUCGCCCAAAGAGCUUACCGGACUCGCAAAGAGAAUGCCAUCCAUGCGCUCGAAGCCAAGGUCGAGCAACUCAAAGCUGCGAAUGAGGGCAUGUGCAAAGCCUUCAUGCAACUACAUGAUUUUUCCGUGAGCAGCGGGUUAAUUGACCGCGAACCAGAGUUCGGCCGGCAGCUGCGAGAGACAACAGAACGAUUCCUGUCCUUUGCGCGGCAGGCCGAUGAAGAGAGUCCCCAAGGAGGGACUUCCAAGGAGUCCCCUGAGAGCGCUGAGUCUGUCCAAACAGAAGGAUCAAGCCCCGAACGUGUUUGCAUGCAGACAAGGACAACGCCAGACGGGGGCAUCGAGACCCGUCUACAAUGCGGGUUAAUCAUCACCCAUGAGCCAGCCACUGAUCACAACCAGGACAAUAACCAGCCAUCAGUAUCUGAUCCGUUAGCCGACCCGACAGCUGACUCCCCUUCUUUCACUGACAUCACUUCAAGUGCUAUGGCUCCGAAUAAUUUCCCAGACCCUACAGCCUUGUACUUCCCAACCCCAUGGGGCCAACCCCGACCCAUCCGUACCUACGCCCACCUGGAACCAACCUUCGGUCGCCGCUUACAACGCUUUGCCCUCGAACGCGCACUCCAUCUUCUCGCGAUGCCAUCCCCACCCGAACAGUGUAUCCAUCAUGUCUUUGGUUUCUGCAUGCUCUUCGAGCCUCGCGAGACAAUCAUCUUGCGAUUGAGGACUGUCCUGAGGAAGUAUGACGAGAGCGAGAGCCUGAACUACUGGGGCGUGCCGUUCUACUCUCUUGGUGGGGCAGGGACACAUUUGGUUCUCCCAGAGUCAGAUAGCGUAAGGAGGAUUGGAAACCAGGGGAUGCAAGAUGUCUUGAAGCCGGCUCAGAGCGCAGGGUUUGGGGCAGGGCCUUUUGAUGAGAAGGUUGAGUCUGUGAGGGAUACGGGCUGGUUGGAUAGAGAUAUGAGGAUGUUGUUGCCCGGCUUCCAAGGUGAAUGGUUCGAUUGUGAUGAGGUUGAGAUGUGGCUGGUCCAGAGGGGCGUUGUAGUGCCGCCGGGGGCAGACUAUGUCGAAGCUGAGGUCGACGGGACGUUAUGUGAUGCGCAGGCUGGGGACGGGUUGGACACGGGGACUUGUGCUAACGAGUUCGUGGGUUUGGACCCGAUUUCAUCAUCGUCUUCGUCGCGGACGAUGUCACCGGAGGAGAGUCUUGGAAACGAGAGCUUGCUCGACUUGCCAUUGGAAGAUGGAGGUGGAGCUUCCUGGGGAAUUGCAACUGAAGCAGGUGUUGGAGAGUCCAGCUUGCCCUUCGCAGGCGGGAUGCUACCAUUUGGAUUGGACAGCUCGGUUGUGCGUCCCCAGCCAACUAAGAGAAAAGUGGUCGUUGAUGUGACUAGACUGGUGAAAGAACUCACUAAACGAUCCAUCUGCCUUGGUCGGUCGCCAGGUAUCCGACCAAAGGACAUUAAGAAGGCGUUUUGGGCUUCUACACAGGUGAGGAUGUAG
Molecule: messenger RNA, 1794 nt
Organism: Thermochaetoides thermophila DSM 1495
Lineage: Eukaryota; Fungi; Ascomycota; Sordariomycetes; Sordariales; Chaetomiaceae
Product: putative sequence-specific DNA binding protein
Exons: 5
Coding region: 1-1794 (597 amino acids)
Biological process (GO): regulation of DNA-templated transcription
Molecular function (GO): DNA-binding transcription factor activity
Source: RefSeq, a predicted model, not a curated record